CCACCCAUUUUCUUCUUUCUCUCUCUAACAUUCAUAGAAAAGAGGAUAACAACAAAACUCUCACCACCGUCACUUCCUUUCUCUCUCAUUCUUUUUUCUUUUCUCUGUAAUUGAUGAGUUUCAGCGGAGAAGAACGAGAAGAGUUUGAAAUGGAUUACGGAAGUUAUUGAAUCCGUAGUUUGCGGUUGGAGGUUUUUGGUUAUCUUUUUCGCUUUUCUGAAUUGUUUGUUAUCGACUGAGGAUAUCGUGAAUGAUCAAUUUUCUUGGGAUGUUUCACCGGAACUUGAAAUUCAGUGGCUCCUAAAAUAAAAUCCUGGAAGUUGUCAUUUUUGUUUGAACAGUGGUUGGAUAAGAAAGCAAUUCUUCAACAAGCAAGUGGUUUCAAGCCGUCGACACUGGGGUUUUAAUUAUUUGCUUUUGUAAACUAACUGUGGUGCAAUUAUUCAAAUAAUGAACACCAUGGGAAUCUUUGAGGAUAUUGGCUUUUGCCGAAAUCUUGAAUAUUUUUCGGCUCCUCCUGGGGAACAAGAGACAGCUCAGGAGCAUGAAGCUGAAGCUGUUUUGGAGGAAGAUUAUAGUGAUGAAGAGCUGGAUGUUGAUGAGCUUGAGAGAAGGAUGUGGCGUGACCGAAUGCUUUUGAGGCGACUCAAAGAACAGAGCAAAGAGAAGGAAGGUGCUGAUAGUUCAAAGCAGCGUCAAUCCCAGGAGCAGGCCCGAAGGAAGAAGAUGUCUCGGGCUCAAGACGGGAUCCUGAAGUAUAUGUUGAAAAUGAUGGAGGUCUGCAAAGCUCAAGGGUUCGUUUAUGGGAUUAUUCCUGAGAAAGGAAAACCAGUCAGUGGAGCUUCUGAUAAUCUUCGUGCAUGGUGGAAAGAAAAGGUUAGAUUCGAUAGAAAUGGCCCUGCAGCAAUUGCCAAAUAUCAGGCAGACCACGCAAUUCCUGGAAACAACAAUGACUGCAAUUCAGUGGCAUCCACUCCUCACACCUUACAAGAGCUUCAAGACACAACCCUUGGAUCACUUUUGUCAGCUCUGAUGCAGCACUGUGAUCCACCUCAGAGGCGUUUUCCAUUGGAGAAGGGAGUUUCCCCGCCAUGGUGGCCAACCGGAGAUGAGGAAUGGUGGCCUGAACUAGGACUACCUAAGGACCAGGGUCCACCUCCUUACAAGAAGCCCCAUGAUUUGAAGAAGGCUUGGAAAGUCAGUGUUCUCACUGCUGUGAUUAAGCAUAUGUCACCUGAUAUUGCCAAGAUUCGCAAGCUUGUUCGCCAGUCCAAGUGUUUGCAAGACAAGAUGACUGCAAAGGAGAGUGCUACAUGGUUGGCUAUUGUAAACCAGGAAGAAGCUUUGGCUAGGAAAUUGUAUCCCGAUAAAUGCCCACCUGUGUCGAUUUGCGGGAGCGGAUCUCUUUUGAUCAGCGACACUAGUGAUUAUGAUGUCGAAGGAGUUGAAGAUGAGCCAAAUGUUGAAGGAGAGGAAAAUAAACCCCAUGAUCUCAACUUCUUUAAUAUGGGAGCUCCUGGAUCUAGGGAGAGACUUAUGAUGCCACCUGUGGGUCCUCAGAUUAAGGAAGAAUUCAUGGAGAACAAUUCUGACUUCAAUCAAAAGAGGAAGCAGAUGACAGAAGAAUCAAAUACGAUAAUGAACCCAAGGAUAUAUACUUGUGAGUAUUCUCAAUGCCCUUAUAACAGUGCUCGUCUUGGGUUUCUUGACAGGAAUUCAAGAAACAACCACCAGUUGAAUUGCCCAUUUAGGAGUGAUUCUUCCCAUAUAUUUAGCAUGCCAAGCUUUCAAACUAACGAAGACAAAUCGUCAUCUCCCAUUCCUCCAUCCUUCAACCAUCCUAAGGCACCUGCUCGGCUGAUGAACCCGACUCCACCCUUCAGGGUAUCAGGACUUGGACUUCCUGAAGAUGGCCAGAAAAUGAUUUCUGACCUCUUGAGUUUCUACGAUUCUAACCUUCAACAGGACAAACCUUUGAAUUCGGGUAAUCUCGACAUGCCAGAUGAUCACAACCAACAGCAACAACUGCCAAAAUUCCAGCUCCAAGUCGACGAUAAUUUGUAUUCGCAAGCCGCAAUGGUGGGAAAUACCAUGCCAAUUCAGCAGCACGCUGAUUUUUCUUCCAACAAACAUCCAUUUGACGAAUACAAGGCAGCAUUCGAUACUCCAUUCGGCAUGUAUCCCAACGAUAACAUCUCCGACUUCAGAUUCGGUUCUCCAUUUAACUUGGCAUCAAUCGAUUAUGCAGCAGCAGACACACAAUUGCCCAAACAAGAUACACCCUUGUGGUACCUUUGACCCCAAAAAUACAACUCCUUGGCAUUGAUCGCUCGCUCGCCCCAUCUGAUGAUAUAAAGUAAAUAUAUUUUCAGAGGGAGUAGGAAGACCAUCUUCAUGGCCGUAAAGAAGGUGAAACUUCUUCCUAAGUAUCAAAAUGCCUAGUUGUAUACUUAUAUAUAAAUACACAUAAAUAUAUACAUAUAAAUUAUAAUGAUAAUGUGUGUGUUGUGUAAUUAGGAUGAUUCUGCAGCUACAUACAUUAAGAUGUUUUUACAUAAUGGUAGGAUAUAUAAUGGGCUACUGAGUGUAGUAGUAGUAGUAGUAGUAAAGUAAAAGUAAAAACAAGGUGAGUCACUAAUUGAGGAAUCUUAAAGCUCUCAAUUAUUAGUGUAUUUCUGGAAACUUUAAAAAGUUAAAAAAUAUUAAUUACUUGUUGCCUUUGCUUUUUUGGAAUGUUUA
Molecule: messenger RNA, 2739 nt
Organism: Cucumis sativus (cucumber)
Lineage: Eukaryota; Viridiplantae; Streptophyta; Magnoliopsida; Cucurbitales; Cucurbitaceae
Product: ETHYLENE INSENSITIVE 3-like 1 protein
Exons: 3
Coding region: 451-2298 (615 amino acids)
Cellular component (GO): nucleus
Molecular function (GO): DNA-binding transcription factor activity; DNA binding
Source: RefSeq, a predicted model, not a curated record